Molecule: messenger RNA, 7018 nt
Organism: Podarcis raffonei (Aeolian wall lizard)
Lineage: Eukaryota; Metazoa; Chordata; Lepidosauria; Squamata; Lacertidae
Gene: BIN1
Product: bridging integrator 1
Exons: 21
Coding region: 175-2151 (658 amino acids)
Biological process (GO): regulation of endocytosis
Cellular component (GO): cytoplasm; synaptic vesicle; plasma membrane
Molecular function (GO): phospholipid binding; tau protein binding
Source: RefSeq, a predicted model, not a curated record
UGGGCUGCACUGUCUCUUUAAAAGGCUGUAUCCUGCGGGUCCCCGGCUCUUGAAGAGGGCUAUGGCCAUUGUUUCGCUCCUGCUCUUUCCCCUCUUCCUCCGGGUCUGAUCAAUUUAACCACCACCACCGCACAGCUUUAAGACAUCUACAUAUAUUUUUAAAAGGACAGCAAGAUGGCUGAGAUGGGCAAGGGAGUCACCGCAGGGAAAAUCGCCAGCAAUAUGCAGAAGAAGCUCACCCGGGCCCAGGAGAAGGUCCUUCAGAAACUUGGCAAAGCUGAUGAAACAAAAGACGAGCAAUUUGAACAAUGUGUACAUAACUUCAACAAGCAACUGACAGAGGGAAGCAAGCUGCAGAAGGAUCUCCGGACAUACCUGGCUUCAGUAAAAGCAAUGCACGAAGCCUCCAAGAAACUGACAGAGUGUUUGCAAGAAGUGUAUGAGCCAGAUUGGCCGGGAAGAGAUGAUACUAACAAAAUAUCAGAGAACAGUGACCUGCUGUGGACAGACUUUCAUCAGAAGCUGGUGGAUCAGGCACUGCUAACUAUGGACACCUACCUCGGCCAGUUCCCAGACAUAAAAUCUCGCAUUGCUAAGCGGGGAAGGAAACUUGUAGAUUACGACAGUGCCAGGCACCAUUAUGAAUCUCUACAGACUGCAAAGAAAAAAGAUGAAGCUAAAAUUGCCAAGCCUGUCUCGUUGCUUGAGAAAGCUGCGCCUCAGUGGUGCCAAGGGAAGCUGCAAGCACAUCUCGUAGCUCAGACUAAUCUGCUGCGGAACCAGGCUGAAGAAGAAUUAGUAAAAGCCCAGAAAGUGUUUGAGGAGAUGAACAUUGAUCUUCAGGAAGAACUGCCUUCACUAUGGAAUAGUCGUGUUGGUUUCUACGUCAACACAUUCCAGAGUAUCGCAGGUUUAGAAGAGAACUUCCAUAAGGAAAUGAGCAAGCUGAACCAAAACUUGAAUGAUGUCCUUGUGAAUCUAGACAAAGCACAGGCAACAAGCACCUAUCCUGUUAAAGCUCAGCCAAGAAAGAAAACUAAACUGUUCUCCAGGCUGAGGAAAAAGAUGAGCAGUGAUAGUACCCCAGCAAAAGCAAACAAAACCCCCUCAUCUCCGCCUGAUGGGACUCCCAUCACCAGCCCUGAGACCAAGGCUAUCAACCAUGAGCCAGAGCCAUCCACUUUGGAAACACCUGGGGGAGGCAUCCCUAAGUCUCCAUCUCAGUUGCGGAAAGGUCCUCCCGUGCCGCCACCUCCAAAACUCACUCCGUCCAAGGAGAUGAAGCAGGAGAACAUCAUCAACCUGUUUGAUGACAAUUUUGUCCCAGAGAUCAGUGUGACAACCCCCUCACAGUUUGAUGCCCCUGGGCCCUUCCAGGAGGGAGCCAGCCUGUUGGAUUUUGAUUUUGAUCCCAUUAAACCUGAUAACAGCCCUGUAGGGAAGUCGCCUACGCCUGCUGCCCAGUCUUUGCCUUGGGAUUUAUGGGAGCCGGAAAAGACUCCAUCUAGCAGCGUUCAAUCUAUGGAUCAGUUUCCGGCCGAUAAUCCUAGCAAUAGUGCGUUCGAGGUGGACUGGCCUGACCAGCCCACUGAGACUAAGAUCAGCCAACCGGAAAAGACUCCAUCUAGCAGCGGUCAAUCUAUGGAUCAGUUUCCGGCCGAUAAUCCUAGCAAUAGUGCGUUCGAGGUGGACUGGCCUGACCAGCCCACUGAGACUAAGAUCAGCCAACCCACAGAAGCCGCUCCUGCUGGUGCUGAGGCAGCUGGCAAAGAAGCAGCAGCAGCUGGAGCUGAAGCAGCUAAAACCGAAACUGACUCAGGAUCUGCCUCAAGCUCUCUACCUGCUGUAGUUGUGGAGACCUUCCCAGCCACAGUCAAUGGAACAGUUGAAAGUGGAGCCGCUUCUGAAAGGGCUGACAUGCCACCAGGUUUCCUGUUUAAGGCACAAGCCAUGCAUGACUAUGCAGCCACUGACAGUGAUGAGCUACAACUGAAGGCUGGAGAUGUUGUCCUGGUGAUUCCAUUUGACAACCCGGAGGAGCAGGAUGAAGGAUGGCUGAUGGGUGUGAAAGAAUCCGAUUGGCUUCAGCACAAAGAACUUGACCAAUGCCGAGGAGUUUUCCCAGAGAAUUUCACUGAGCGGGUGCAGUGAGGUCCUGAGGCUUCUAGGUGGCUUCUCUGCAUUGAGAAAGCAGAGGUGUUUCCUCUUUCCCUCUUGCCCUGGGGAAAGUCUAAAAGUAAUAGAGAGAAUUUUAAAGGGAAGAGAAGCCUAAAGGUUGGAUUCUUCACAGAAAACAAGCUUUUAGAAGUACAUUGAAUUCAAAGUGUUGUUAUCAAAUAUAUAGGUAAUAAAGAAAGACAGGUUGAAAAACAACAACAACUUUCCCCCCCUUUUAAUUUGAACAGUGUUGGUGUUCAGGAGGUUUGCCACUAAAGUGGCUGCGUCGUUUUGUGUGAGUUGGACUUAAGGGUAACUCCAGCAUCAUAAGCCUCAAAAUACUAACUGCUCCAUUACUCUGAAAUGACAUACUCUUAAGUUUACCUUGUGGGAAGGUGCAGUCAACCUGUCUUGUGUCUGAGGCUGCUUAUAUGGCAUCCCCUAGAUUUCAGACCCUGCACAUUAUUCACACCUGCUGCCAUAAGCCCAAUGCCUGUCAUGCUGUUGAAAAGAAAUAUUUAGUGUACAGUGUUCACAAAUUAUGAUUAUAUAUGUGUGUGUGUGUGCGCGUGCAUGUGUGUUUGUUCAUCCUUGGGGGGGAUGCAACAAGAACUGGUGAUUUUCUACAUAUAAUGCAAACAAAAUUACCUGCAGAUGCACAUCAGAAAGAAAAAGGAGGAAGUGACGCCUGAUCCAAAGCUCCUUCAAAUAUGUGUUUUGAUAUAGUAUAUUGGCACUUCCUUUUCUUUGAAAAAAGAUACUGUAAAAGUAUAAAUAUGACUUCAUUUGAUUUUUUAAUUAUUAUUAAAUAACCCACUCUGUUGCUGUUUUGUUAAACUGAGUUUGGAAUGGGCAUCUAAAAUCAUUUUACUGCAUUUGAAAGGCUAGGGUGGAGAGAGAGGGCGCUGUAAAAUACUAACAUAGGGAAAGACAUUUACAGUUUUUGUUUCUUCCAUAUUUUGGAGAACUCUGCAGGCAACCGCACGUCCCUCACCCCCCAUUCAUUUGUUUUAUCUCACCUGUAGUUUGUGAACAGCCUGAACAGCUUGAACUUAGAAGUUUUGAGCGGCUGCAGCUGUGUAUAGUAACUUGCACUGAUGUCUGCCCUAUGCUUGGCAAAUCCAAGCAGCUGUGUCACCUACCAGUUGCUGCUCCAUAAUAAGAAGUUAAUACCAGUCCAUACAGUUUUACCAGUGUGGCUGGCUCUGGAGAAGGGAGGCCUUCUGGGCAGCCACAAAGAUAAAUAAGAUCCAGUGCUACACCUGCCAUGUCUCAGAUACCUGUGCUGUGCAGUAGCAAUCUUGACACUGGAGGCAAGUAACACGCCCUUUUGCUGUUGCAGCCUCCUACCACUUUUUGCAGGAUCAUUGUUUGUGGAAAGCAAACUGCUGGCACAGCAGUUAUUGCACUCCACCCAUCCUAAACAUUUAUUUCCCAGUGCAAUGGCUCAUAGGAUUAAGGUGGGAAAAGAAAAUAUAUUAAUGCAUGAUUUUUUAAAACAAACAAACACACACACACACACACACACACACACACACACACACAGUGGAUUGAACUUCCUUAUUUUUAAACCUUUGCAACAUAACCUGCCAGCAUGGUACUUUUUCAACUUUUAUUUUAGGAAACCCUCUUCCUCAGAAGGCUGCCAUGAGCUUUUCUGGGGGAAGGCCUAUAACAAGAGGGCCAACUUCAGCUUGCCCAAAAUUACAGUGCGGAGCUGGGUGUUAUCUAGGGUGCACUCUCAGUUCAUGCCAGGCCAAGUGCACUGUUGAAUUGGAUGUGCACCCUAGAACGUGCCCUGGACCCCCCUUUUUUUGCAAGGCCAUGGGCUUACAGAGCAUAUAUGCAGGGGUAGCUGGAUAAAAGGUAGAAAAAGUUUCUGCAUGGUAGACAUUUGGAAAACCACUCCUGCCAUUUAUACAGUUGACCUCAUAUUGCCUCCAUUGCUCCUGUUUUGUUUUGUUAUGUGUAUUGCUAAGUUGCUAGGCAGUUUUUAUUGUUAACAGUGCUCUACAUAUUAGUGGCAACAAGUUGGUUUUCUCCCGACACAACUGAAUCCUGCAGUGUUACUUGAAUAGCUGACACAGCUACUGAGCUCUUCACAUCCUUUUAUGACUGGGUUCAUUUACUUCCAAGUUCCACUUUGGAUUUUUUUUCUAUUUUAUUUCUUAUUUGCCUUGAAGGGAUUGCUUUAGAACAGGCUACCUCCUCCUGCACUGGAAUACAUUGGAAAUCCUUUGUAUUGACUAAUCUUAUAAAAGAUAAACUGCUUUUAGCAAAGCAUGGUAUGCUAAGUUACACCACUUUAUAUAUAUAAAAAAAUAAAAGUAAAAAAAUCAGACCAGCUUAGCUUAUAUAAUCAGAGGGUGUGUGAGAGAAUUCAGGUGCAAAGCUUUCUUUCACCCAAUAAAAAGUGAAUGGUCCAAUUUUGCAUUGUGGAUAUAAAUCAUUAUCCAGAAUUGCUGCACAGCCAAGAGUGCACACAAAUAAACCCAAGGAUAUGGGGAAUGUGUGUGUGUGUGUGUGUGUGUUGUAGAUUAGUCACAACUGCAUAUGCAGUUACAACCACUUUAUCUGUGUCUCAUUAUUCUUCAUAACAGUGUUUUGAAUCUUUUUUUUUUUAAUGGCUCAGUGGGUCUUAACCCUCCACCCCAACACAUUCUAGAUUUUGUGAUGCUCCCUUCCUUCAGCCAAAGUUGCAUUGUUUAAAUUCCUCUGUAUUCCAGAGCUGCUGUCUGUUAAAACUAGCCCACCACAAGGUUGUACGUUCCUGUGUUGUUGAUGGUUGCAGUAGCAUAUUCCCAAUUCUUGCAUCCUUUACAGCCUCUCCUAAAAAACUCUCUAUAUUUUUAUGCAUUUGUAAAACAAGUUGUCCUCCUUUGAAGGGCAAUAUUGGAAGGCAUAUCUAAAGGAAUAUCAAUUUUAAAAAUACGUUUAUCCUGUAAGGAAGGUCUCAUUGUAAAAUCUAUUUUUAUGAAGAAACAAGGGGGGAAAACCCCAACCCUGUGGAUUUUAUUUUAAAAAGAUAAUUGCCAGAUUCAUGGUGUAACAUUUAGGCUGUGAUCCUGUACUCACUUACCUGGAAGUACGCCUCAUUGAAUUCAAUGGAACCUACUUUUAAGUAAACGUGUAGGAUUAUACUGCUAAACUGCUUCUGUAGCUGCUAGUGCAUAGGUAUUUGUGUAGACUUCUAAUCAUUGUCUCUUUUUGUUUGGUCUUUGUGUUUUGAUUUUUCAGGCAAGUGUUGCAAAAACGUUUCUGAUCAGCUUUUCAUUUUGUUGUGGAAAAACAGCCAUCAAGUACUGUAUUAUGUCUUUAAUGAUGCUUUAUUCUGAAGCUGUACAAAAUGGUAUAGCUCUUAGCCUUUAAAAGAACGGUUGAUAAGCUUGUAGUUUUCAGGUCUUAUUAAAUUUUCUUCAGUUGCUGCAACAGGGAAAGGGGUCUGUCUCACUGAUCACUAUUUGCUCCUGAAGAAAUCUGCUCAAUAAAGGGGGAGUUAUUCAGCUAAAUAAAAAGCCACCCAUAUGGCCUGGGUCUUCUACAAGAUAUACUGUACACACAAUGCUCACCGAUGUUACUAAAUGGUUGUGGACAGCCCUGAAAGAAAAGGCAGAUAGAUUUGCCCAGUGUAAACAGGCAACUAGUGAAUGACCCAUUUGUUUUAAGGUUUGGGGAAAACUAGACAAAUCCUGACUGUUCAAAAAGAACUGCAGAUAGGGUAUAUCCAAAAUUUAUAUUGGAUUGCAUCCAAUAAAAUUGUCCAUUGGUGCAAGGGUUGCUGCUUGAGCAGUGGAACAUCUCCUCCCUCUCUUUCAGCACAACUUCAGAUCUGCUCCAGAGGGUUGAGGGGAAACCCCAGAACAGGUUUGUUGGGGUUUUUUUUGGGCAGAGGGGGAAGGGAGUCCCAUUGCUCUUCUGACUCUCUUUAUACUAACUGGGCAACUUCAUUGGAGAUAACCCAUAGGUGUCAUAUCAGUAAAAUUGUUACAGCCUGCCCAAACCAUCCAAAAUACAUAAUUUAUUGAGGAUGCUGCAAAUUCUGUCUGAGAGAUUCCCAGUGCUCUCCCUCCAGAACUACGGGUCCUACAAUUCCCUAGAGAGAAGGAAUUCCUAUUAAACUGGUCUAAGGGACUCUGUAGUGUAAAUAUGCCCUAGGAAGAGGACAUCUCAUGGGCUACUUCCAAACGUGAUGCAACUCCAGAAAAGAAAAUGUUUUAUGUGCCUUAUCAUAAUCCCUAGAAGAGGGGGUAGCCACUCUGGUGCCCUCCAGAUGUUGCAGCCAGAGAAGAUGUCAAGUGGAGUCCAAAAGCAUGUUGAGGGCACCACAUUGGAAAAAAAUAUACCAUGCAUUUGUUUUAAGAAGAAUUCUUAAAGGUAUCAGCAGUCUUGCACCAAAGCAGGUGGGGGGAGGAAGAUGAAGUCUUGUUGUGCAGGUGCAAGUCAUUGCAAGAAUGGUACCAAUCCAUUGGCUACAACCCAAUGCUUUGAAUCAAUUACAAACAUUCCCCGCCCCUGCUAUCAACAUUUUGCUCCCACCUUGGUUAAAAGUUGGAUGUGCGGCUUGGUCUUACUUAUAAGGUUGCUUUACACACAAUAGGUUUCCUAGAUCUGAUAUCCUUUUGAUGGAUGAAAUUACAUGGAGGAAACAUGCAUCUUUUUGGCUAUUUGUGUAAAUUCUGGGAGGCCACAAUUUGUAUCUGAUUAGCAUGAAGUAAUAGACACAUCUGCUUCAAAAAUGAUGGUGUGAACGGGUAGUUUCUAACACAGAAAUGAUGCCAAUAUAAGAAGCUUGGUUUGUUAUGUUUGGUCAUGUGUUUCUGUUCAGCUUGGAAGUGUCAUCAGAAGGCAUUGCCAUUUAUUU